Molecule: messenger RNA, 1099 nt
Organism: Leptinotarsa decemlineata (Colorado potato beetle)
Lineage: Eukaryota; Metazoa; Arthropoda; Insecta; Coleoptera; Chrysomelidae
Product: cathepsin L-like proteinase
Biological process (GO): proteolysis
Molecular function (GO): cysteine-type peptidase activity
Source: RefSeq, a predicted model, not a curated record
AAAAAUCAAAAUGAAAUUUCUGGCUAUUUUCGCAACUGUUUUGAUAGCAGUCACUGCUUCUACCAAUGAAGAUCAAUGGAUUGCGUUCAAGCAAACUCAUGGAAAAACUUACAAAAGCUUGUUGGAAGAAAGAACAAGAUUCGGAAUAUUCCAAAGUAACCUGAUGAAAAUCAAAGAACAUAAUGCCAGGUAUGACAAAGGAGAAGAGACUUACUUCUUGGGAGUCACUCGUUUUGCGGAUUUGACCCAUGGAGAGUUCAAAGAUUUCCUAAGGAGACAAAUCAAGAACAAACCUCGUUUACAUGCAACACCUACAGUAUUUCCAGAAGAUCUGGAAGUUCCAGAUUCCAUAGAUUGGACCGAGAAGGGAGCAGUUUUGGAAGUUAAAGAUCAAAAUCCAUGUGGUUCUUGCUGGGCUUUUAGUGCUACCGGAGCUUUGGAGGGACAAAAUGCUAUUCUGAACAAUGUGAGGAUCCCUUUGAGCGAACAGCAGUUACUCGAUUGUUCUGGUUCUUAUGGCAAUGGUGACUGUGAUGAAGGAGGUAUUAUGUCAGCCGCAUUCGAAUAUGUCAGAGACUAUGGAAUAGAAGCAGAGGAGUCUUAUCCAUAUAAAAGCAUAGAAACUGUGUGCCAGUACGAUGCUAGCAAAACAAUUCUGAAAAUCAAAGGGUACAAAAAUGUGACCACAUCUGAAGAGGGGCUCAGAAAAGCUGUUGGAACCAUCGGUCCGAUAUCGAUUGCCAUGAAUGCUGAUCCACUACAAUUGUAUUUUGGAGGAAUAUUAAGCGGAAGAGGCUGCACAGAUGAACUGGAUCACGGUGUACUUGCUGUAGGUUAUGGAGAGGUAUCUCAGUCGUCUGGAAAUACCAAGUUCUGGAAAGUCAAAAACUCCUGGGGAGAUUACUGGGGAGAGAAAGGGUACUUCAGAAUCAAAAGAGAUGCUAACAACCUAUGUGGUAUUGCCGAUGACCCAACUUACCCAGUUCUUUAAUAAGGAUCAUUUGGUUGAUCACUUUUUGUCAUCAUAAACUUUCUAAAUAUUUUAUUCACGAUCUUUAUUGACAAUGUAUGAUAACUGAAAAAUAAAUACAUGGUAGAC